GAUUAACGUUGCUGCAGACAUUGCCCCCGACAUAGUCACAAGCGGGUGGCAAACAUUCCGUGACAACACUCGCGUGAAUGUUCGCAAGAUCAUCUUAAUGUACGAAGGUCGAUCCGCUAUCGUUGCCCAGCGCCAUGACCGCUAUUUCCCCGGAUAUCGAGAAAGGAUACGCGCACCUUCUUCAGCCUCCAACAUCAACGAAAUAUAUGGUAAUCAGAAGAACUUCAUACAUCUUUCAAUGGCCGAGAGCAGCUCUGAGGGUAAUCGUACUCCGGAAAGCAUGCCUAGUGGCUGGUCACUAAGACCAAGUACCGGCAAUGACGCGAACGUGACAACGUAUCGCAACGAAAUUUCUGGAGACCAAUACAACCACGUCUAUGCGGUAAAAAGUGACUGGAGUACACCUGCCCCAGGGCUUGUGAGCUCAGCAAGUGCUCGAAUACGUAGUCUCGCUCCCAAGCUCCUACAGCCCACACCCCUAAUCUAUCGUAAUCGCGUGUUUGGCGAUCAAUUCAAUGCUCAAGUCACACCUGCAGGCCUACUUGCAGAAGAUAUAACAAGCAAAAGCUAUGUAGGCAGAUGCGAGUUAGAGCAGCGACGGGCUUUGUCAAAGCUCUUAGAUAACUAUAAAACCUUGGUGAAGGUUACAGACGAUGGCGGAAUGAACCUGGUAGAUCUAAGCGUGGAUCAUGAUAACAAGAUCUUGGGUAACCAGUACAAUUUUACACCAGUCAUGGUCUCCGGAGAUGCGCAUCGUGGCCAUGAUUUUACGUUGCAUUGGAAGGAUAGCCAGCAUAACUAUAUUUAUCCAGGUCAGCUAGUAACUUUCGAAAACAAGAUUCAAGGCAAUCAGCACAAUGUUACGGGCGACCCCUUUUUGGAGCAACAGACCGUCCGUCGCAAUAGAAUUCAAGGGAAUCAAUAUAAUACCAUUCAUAUGGAUGUAUACGAAGAUUCGUUCUACCGGCCCACUGCACGUCUAGGAGAUUUUAACGAUAUACAAGGCGAACAAGAAACAUGUUUUCUUCUUUCACAAGAUAAUGCAAAUGACUUACCAAUAACAGUUGUGUGCGGCGACUUGACCGCAGAUUUAGCUGCUGUCUGGGGUAUGGGCUCCGCUAUUGUCUCAGACUUGGAUGCAGAUUCUGAUAUCGAUCGAGACGACGAUCUUGUCGGACAUGUCCGUCAUCAUAUUCAGCACGCCAUUGAUCAUGCCAUCUACGAAGCUGCUCGACAGAUUGACGAUACACUCCAACAACUCGACUCAUCCCUAGCCCAGUGCAACUUCGAGAUACAGUCGCGAGUCCGUCAGUAUCUACACGAGUAUUUCAACUCAAUCAAGCUUCCUCCAUGGAUCUUAAAGGCGUUACGCGAACGUACAAUGACAACAGUCAGCGCGCAAACAUCAUUUAUGCUUAGUCAAAUGGGAUUGUGUCUCACACUCCCAUUACUCAAGGUGCAUUCUCUUCGGAUAUUGAAGGUCGAAGGCACAUUGCGCACAUACGAGCUGGAAAUAGAGAUGUUGAACCCUCUGGUGAUUGAAACUACCCAGGAACUAUUAUCGCCGAAAACUUUGAAGGUCGCGAUGUUAGACUCGAGAGAAUACGCUGGCUUCAACAUUUUGAACGAUCUAGGGCCCCAGGAAGAUCACCAUCACCAGGCGCUUCUGCUACGGCUAAUACGUGCCGACGUGAAACAGUACAGGAAAGUAAGAACGAAUGAUAUCAUCCAUGUGCAGCACCAUAGGGGGAGGGACAUUAUAAGUCGUAUAGAUACUGUGUACGUGAAGUGACAAAUCCGACAGAGCACUGUAGUUUUUCUCUAUCGAUCUCAUUCGUGUCGUGCAGCCCCAAUAUUUUCUCUAGCAUCGAAGCAUCAUGCGUGUUUCUCCUACAUAUAUCAUACUUACAGCUUA
Serpula lacrymans var. lacrymans S7.9 is the source of this 1915-nucleotide messenger RNA. RefSeq lists its product as uncharacterized. NCBI's taxonomy places the organism in Eukaryota, Fungi, Basidiomycota, Agaricomycetes, Boletales, Serpulaceae. Bases 98 to 1792 code for a protein of 564 amino acids. The transcript has 2 exons. The record is from RefSeq and is a predicted model, not a curated record.